Molecule: messenger RNA, 303 nt
Organism: Lecanosticta acicola
Lineage: Eukaryota; Fungi; Ascomycota; Dothideomycetes; Mycosphaerellales; Mycosphaerellaceae
Source: the annotation of a GenBank genome assembly
AUGGGAAUCCUAACACGGACCCAAAGCAGAGCGCAAGGCGGUCCUUUCGUUGCCGAAUUUGCAGAGCAAGCCGAUCCACGGAACUUGGGGAGGCACAUAGAAUCGUAUUGCUUCGGCGAGUCUGCGCAGCAAAGCAAGACUUUUCUGGAAGAGGCGAUGAAGAAGUUGCGAGGUAUCUCUACCGGUGUUGAGUGGAUGAAGCUGGCCGCUGAGCAACAAUACAAAGCCAUCGGAUCGACGAAGCCACUAUUCGUGGGCGAACAAAUCCAUGAGACGACCCAAACUGAUGCGAAGAUCCUGUAA